AUGGAUUCCAAACGCCGCAAGACCGGCGACCAGGAUGUCAGCGCCUUGAGGUUGGCGUCGCGCCAGAAAUACCUUGCCGAACGCGAAGCGCAACAACUCGCCCUACUCCGCCGCCAGGUCGCCGAGGAAGCAGAAGAGGAGGCGAGGUUGGGGAACAAGCUGAGCGAGAGAGAAAGAGCCGAGUUUAAGAAGAAUCGUCAGACCCUAGAGCUGGCCGAGGCGCGAAAUGCCAUCGACGAUUCCCGACUACAGGAUGGCUUUCAUUUUCAAACGGACUCGGAUAACCCCCUCCUAGAGGGUACCGCGAGUAAAAACGACGUACUUUAUCGUCGACACAACGACGCGUACGACUCCAGGCCUCAGCAUGAUAAUUCUAAUGACUACAUGUCUGGUCCAAAUAUCCCUCAACCUCAGGACCAAGACAACAUGUACGAAUACGUUUUCGAUACAGCCAACGAGGUGCGCUUCACAGCGGAGGAUGUAGCUCGCAUGGACCCUGCCAAGCAAGCUCUUGAAGCUCAACUCAAUGCCGCGGAGAAGCGAAGUUUGUCAAUCCAAGAAACUCGCCAAUCCCUUCCAAUCUUCAAGUAUCGACAGGAGUUACUCGAUGCUGUGGCCAACCACCAGACCCUCGUUAUGGUCGGAGACACUGGAAGCGGCAAGUCUACGCAAAUGGUUCAGUAUCUUGCCGAAGCAGGUUAUACGAAGACGGGCAAAAUAUGUGUCACACAACCGAGACGCGUUGCGGCUAUGAGCGUUGCCAAACGCGUAGCAGAAGAGUACGGCUGCAAGAUUGGCAACGAGGUCGGCUUCGCGGUCAGGUUUGAAGAUAAGACGUCGGAAAAAACUGUCAUGAAGUUUGCCACGGACGGGAUCCUGUUGCGAGAAGUCAUGGCAGAUCCGCUCCUAAUGCAAUACUCGGUGAUUAUGAUCGACGAGGCUCACGAAAGGUCCAUUGCUUCCGACCUUUUGCUUUGUCUUUGUCGCGAAGUUUGUCGCGCCAGACCGGAAUUCAAGCUCCUCAUCCUCUCUGCAACUAUCAACGCCACCGAGUUCUCGGAAUACUUCGACCGGGCGCCUUGCUUUUUUGUGGAGGGACGGAAUUUCCCAAUUGACAUCCGCUACACCGUUGCUCCAGAAGCAAACUACCUAGCCGCAGCAUGCACGACUGCUUUACAAAUUCACUUGGCAUCACCUCUUGACCAUGGCAUGGGCGGAAUCCUUAUAUUCCUCACUGGCGAAGAAGAGAUCCUGGCUGCUGUGGAAAAUCUCGAAACAACUAUGAAGAAACUCGGGAGCAGGGUGCCAGAGCUUAUCGUUCGUCCUCUGUAUAGCGCGCUAUCCAGUGAUGCCCAAGCGAAAGUGUUUGAGCCGACUCCGCCCAAUGCUAGGCUCGUUGUAGUUUCGACGAAUAUUGCUGAGACAUCACUCACAAUCGACGGAAUCAAGCAUGUCAUCGACUGCGGCUACGAGAAGGCCCAGACUUACGACCCCGUCAGCAACGUCAGUUCGUUGACUAUCAGCCCUAUUUCUCGAGCAUCUGCGAACCAAAGAAGUGGUAGAGCUGGAAGAACAUCACAUGGUUAUGCAUACCGCCUGUAUACGAAACACGCUUUCUACAACGAGCUCCCCGAGCAGACAGAGCCCGAGUUGCUCCGUAGCAACUUGGAUGGUGUUGUCUUGACCCUCAAAGCGCUGAACAUUGACAACCUCCUCGAGUUCGAAUUCUUCACAGCUCCCAGCCCCAGUUCUAUGAUACGUUCUUUAGAGUCGCUCUACAGUUUGGCUGCGUUAGACUCGACCGGGAGGUUGACGAAACUGGGACGGAGGAUGGCCGAAUUACCGCUUGACAUCAGAUUAUCGAAAAUGGUGCUUGAGUCAGAACGCUACCAAUGCCAGCAACAAGUGCUCAGUAUCAUCUCGGUCCUCAGCGAGGCAAGCAGCCUCUUCCUCAGACCAAAAGACAAGAAGGUAGCAGCUGAUGCGGCAAGAGCAAGAUUUUCAAGCACCGAGGGCGGUGAUUUCAUGACCUAUCUCAACAUCUGGAACCAGUACGAGGAAAGCGGCUUCGAUAGUCGUUGGGCUACUGAGAAUUUCCUCCAGUGGCGAUGUCUCAGUCGGGCUAGGAACGUUCGCGAUCAGCUUCAGAAUCUUUGCGACCGCGUUGAAGUACCGUAUUCGAGUUGUGGCAGCACAGAUCACGUCGCCAUCCGGAAGUGCAUAACUUCGGCCUACUUCGGCAACGCUGCGAGGCUUGCGCGCGAUGGGCUGAGUUACCGCACAGUAUCGAACAACGGGAUGACGGUAUUCAUACAUCCCUCCUCAAGCUUGAUCGAAAACCGGCCAAAAUGGAUUGUCUUCUACGAGAUCGUAGAGUCGUCCAAGACUUACGUACGAUCCGUCCUACCCAUCCAACCAGAAUGGCUAGUCGAGGUGGCACCUCACAUGCACACUGAGAGCUCGAUAUCCAAGCUCGGCGACAACAAGAAGAUGCCCAAGGCGACGGCGAAGAUGCUCAAGGAAAGAUAG
Alternaria hordeiaustralica is the source of this 2529-nucleotide messenger RNA. RefSeq lists its product as uncharacterized. Bases 1 to 2529 code for a protein of 842 amino acids. Gene Ontology annotation, cellular component: intracellular anatomical structure; catalytic step 2 spliceosome. The record is from RefSeq and is a predicted model, not a curated record. The transcript is spliced from 4 exons. Gene Ontology annotation, molecular function: RNA binding; ATP binding. Lineage: Eukaryota; Fungi; Ascomycota; Dothideomycetes; Pleosporales; Pleosporaceae.